AUGUCGUCCGAAACCCCCAACUACGUCAAUUGCGCUCAUGCUACGGCCCCACAAGAUGGCAACUUUGCCAAUAGGAAGAGGCUGGUCAUCUGCUGUGACGGGACAUGGAACAACUCAAACCAUGACGCAGACUCGGUGCCUACCAACGUCAGUCGUCUCUCUGCCGCAGUUGCACACAAGUGCUGCACCGGCAUGGCCCAGGUUGUCUACUACCACCGCGGCCCCGGUACAGAAGAGUGGUCGGUCGCCAGCUUCAUGGGAGGCUUAUUAGGUCUGGGAGUAAAGCAGGAUAUCGUAGACUGUUAUCGCUUUAUCUGCGACAACUACAACCCAGGAGACGAGAUCAUCAUCGUCGGGUUCUCGCGCGGAGCGUUCACGGCCAGGUCGAUCGCGUCCAUGGUCUGCUCCCUCGGGUUCCUCAACCGGACCGGCCUCAGCUACCUCGGCCUAAUCUACAAAGACUACCAGUCCUUCAACAAAUGGACGGACGCAAAGUGUUACGACAAGAAGAAACAUCUCUUGGGGUUCAACGUCGACCAGCUCAAAUUGCGGGUCGAAAAGGAAUAUCUCGACAAGAUUUUGGAGAUCCAAAAGAAGAAGAACGAGAAGGACAUCCCCGAAGACGAGCUGUGGCAUCUCGAACAUCAGCUUACCAGAACUCUGGAGGAGCGCGACAGGGCCUUGACUCACUGCAACCUUGAGAAGAAGCUCGAGGAGGAGAAGCGGGAGUUGUUCGUUAAAUUGACGGCUCAGAAGAAGAACGGGGUCAUGAAAUUUCGCAAGAUGGCCAAGGCCUACCGCAAACAGCUCGGCAGGUACCAAAUGUGCUUGACUCGUCGACAGCAAGUCGGUGACUCUGAGGAGUUCGAGGCCGUCGAGGGUAGAGUUAAAGCCGUUGGUAUCUGGGACACUGUGGGAAGUUUGGGUAUUCCCAAGAUGCCGUGGUCAUUGGGGAAGGGCAGACGCAGUACUGACGAGCUGCGCUUUGUGGGCACCAACAUUCACCCCAACAUCGACCACGCGUUCCACGGCCUGGCCUUGGAUGAAUGGAGAACGCCCUUCGGUCCCACGCUCUGGAGUCGCAAAGAUAGCAACACCAACACAAAGCUCCGCCAGGUGUGGUUCCCCGGGUGUCAUAGCAACGUCGGAGGAGGCUCGAACUCGCAGCAGAUUUCCAAGAUUGCGCUUGCAUGGAUGGCGGACCAACUGACGUCCGUCGGUGUGGAGUUCAGCAAGUGCGAGAUGAAGCGCAUAUUCAGCACCAUUUCCCACGGGGACGAGAUACGUCCAUGGGGCCUUGGUAAGAUCAGCAGCCCGGAUAGUUUGUACACGACCCUCCCAGACCAGGCGUGGAGCGCGCUCACGCUGCCUUACCGCGCAUACCGCGGACACCAGCCCGAGAGCUCCGUAAGGAGGCCGGGUCUGUCCCGGAACAGAAGGGACGACGCGUUCCUCACCAACACCGAGGAGCUGGUGCACCCCUCCGUCAGGGUCCGAUACCUGUACCACGGCCUGGGGCUGGACGACAGCGCCGAGUGGUCGUGUGAAGCCCUGACCGGGCGCGGCUGGCAGCUCAGCUACCAGAAAAUGCCGCCCACGAAGGAGCAGAUCCGGCAGGGGCGGGACGCGGGCGUCGUGGAUGAGUACAAGACCGUCGCGGGGUCCGUCACUGCGGUCCACGAGCAGUACGCGAAGGACAGGUCCCGCGCGCCGGACGGGACGCUCGUACGAACCGAGCAUCCCUCGGAGUCGGAGCUCGCGAAGCUGAACGUCCCGAAGAACACCUGGACCUGGAGACAAUCGGAGCUGCCCGGGAUCCGGCCCCUGGGCGAGGAGCAGAUCGGCGUCUGGGAGCGCAUGUUCAUCGACGUCAACGACAAGCUCGUCAAGCUGCAGGACGAGUGCGACCGCGAGAAGACGAUGCAGAAAACAGCCGGCGACCGUCUCCGGGACCUGGCGACCGAGAAAGUGGUACGCUCGCUCGGCAUGGCCCAGUGGAUCGUCAAGGCCUCGCUAGGCGUCGUCUUCGGCGCGGCUCCGGCGAAGGUGUUCCCCGUCGGGUACCCUCUGCAGCACGGGUAUCACGACUUUGUUUCCUGGCAAAGGGGCCUGGAGUCGGGCCCCGCUGCUGCCGGUGUCUCUGGGGACGUCAAGGCGUACCUCGACAUGUCAAAUGGGCACCACCAGCACGAGGCUACCGAGGGCCAUGUGCCUGUCCAUUACCAUUGGCAGAACGACGGCACGCACUGA
Messenger RNA from Colletotrichum higginsianum IMI 349063, 2250 nucleotides. RefSeq names its product Peptidoglycan binding domain-containing protein. NCBI's taxonomy places the organism in Eukaryota, Fungi, Ascomycota, Sordariomycetes, Glomerellales, Glomerellaceae. The coding region runs from base 1 to 2250 and encodes 749 amino acids. The transcript has 7 exons. The record is from RefSeq and is a predicted model, not a curated record.